Molecule: messenger RNA, 1190 nt
Organism: Helianthus annuus (common sunflower)
Lineage: Eukaryota; Viridiplantae; Streptophyta; Magnoliopsida; Asterales; Asteraceae
Product: UPF0301 protein MAV_0052
Exons: 2
Coding region: 46-1071 (341 amino acids)
Source: RefSeq, a predicted model, not a curated record
UCCACUUGCCCAUACCGACGAUCUGGGAUCCUACUUUUUAGCUAAAUGAGCUUUGUGGUGCAGAUUCAUCAUGUUUAUCAUUAUAUAGGACCAAAAUUAAACUUGGGUAUAGCUCAAUCUUGCAUCAUUAAUAUCACCAUAUUCUUGUUUGAAGAAUUAAGAAAAAUGGAGGCAUGCUUUCUUUCUUCAUAUUCCUUCACUAAAUCAUCCAAAGUUGUCACCCCUUUAGUCCAAUCAAGAAGCUUUGUGCAAUCCAAGAGAUCGUCUUCCAACUCUUGGAUUAGGAAAACUCGUACUCACUCAUCGACAACAUAUUGUCAAUCUCAGUCAAAUUCACCAUCACCCUCAUCGGGAGACGAGGAAAAUAUGUUUCUUGACACCGAUUGGCGAUCAUUCAGAGCAAGGCUAGUAGCCAGAGAACAAACAUUUAGCUCAGAAGAAUCUUCACCACCGGACAACCCCAAUACCAUGGCGGACCAACCACUAUCCAUUUCAAUAGGUGACAAAUGGGCCCAUGCCAUACAUGAGCCCGAAAAGGGUUGUUUACUCAUUGCAACCGAGAAAAUGGACGGGGUCCACAUCUUUGAAAGGACAGUGGUCCUUUUAUUAUCAACGGACAAUGUGGGCCCAAUGGGCGUCAUACUCAACCGCCCUUCGCUUAUGUCAAUCAAGGAGAUGAGAUCAAGUGUGCUAGACGUGUCAGGAGUAUUUUCUGACCAAACGUUGUUCUUUGGCGGGCCUCUUGAAGAAGGGCUUUUUUUGGUGAGAGAGGAUGAAAGAGUUAGUAAGAGUGGUGUGUUUGAUGAAGUAAUGAAAGGGUUGUAUUAUGGGACCAAAGAGAGUGUAGGGUGUGCUGCUGAAAUGGUUAAGAGGAAUGUGGUUGGUGUGGGUGAGUUUAGAUUCUUUCAUGGAUAUUGUGGAUGGGAGAAAGAACAGCUGAGAGGUGAGAUAAGGGCUGGGUAUUGGGCUGUUGCUGCUUGUAGCCCAAAUGUACUUGGGCUGGCAAAUGUGGGAAAUGUUGGGCUUUGGGAAGAGGUUCUUGGGCUUAUGGGUCAGAAGGAAGUUUGGUAAGUUAUCGCUCAAUACAACUCUAGUAUUUUAAUUUAAGUCAUAUUUGUGUGAAAAUGAAAUGACAUAUUGUAUAGUUGUGGUCCAUAAUUGAUUAUGAAGUUGUUUGGUAGUUUUAUUAA